AUGAGAAGUGCCGUUGUUGUGGAGCAGUAUCAAUUUGAAAGAGAACAAAUUCAAAAAAGACUUGCUAUAUUUUUGAAGAAUAAAAUGACGUCAUUAAUAGAUGACAUGGAGACAGCUGAUCUUUUUUUAGUUGCUGCUGAUGGUAAAAAAUUAGCUGUUCAUAAAUGUAUAUUACGGGCCCGAGCACCUGGAUUUUUUCAAAGGCACAUUGAACCAACUAUUAAAGCUAUAUCAAAAGAUCAAGAAUAUAAAAAUAGUAAUAAUAUAAUGGAAGUAGCUAUUGGUGAUAUAGAUUCAUAUGGGUUAGAAUUUUUUGUUAAAUCUGUUUAUACAGAAGAAGAAAUAUCUAGAUUUCCACCUAAUAAAGAAGAUGUAUUAUUAUUAAAAAAAAAUAAUAAUGAAAAUAAUCAGGAUGGAGAUAGUGAUACUAAGAAUGUAAUAUCUGAAAAUUUAAAAAUACCAAAUGAUUCUUUAGAAAAUUCACCUUUGGAAAAUAAUAAUAAAAUUAAUGAAGAAACAAUUGAAGAUUAUGAAAAAAUAAUAAAUGAUGACUCUACAACACCAUUAACACCUUCAACACCCUCUGUAACAUCUAAAAAAUCUAAAACAGAUACAAAUGACAUUCAAUAUACACCUAUAAUGACAAGUUUUAAACAACUUGGAACAUCUCAACAAAAUCUUGAUAUGAUGUCAUCAUCUAUGGCUACUUCAGGAUACUCUGAAUAUAGUAUGAUGGAACAACCAACCAAUUUAAUGACUGGAAGUUAUGAUGAAGGACAAGGUAAAUUUAUACGCAUAACUGAUGGAGAAUCUUCUGAUAAUGGAAUGUUAAAUGGUGUUAUGUGUACCUCUGGUAUAGAAAAUAAUUCUUCAAUAAGUCCUAACAGAGGAAAAGGUAUUUUUAAUAUGUUUAUUGGAUUAGGUGGUGAAGCAAAAAGUGAAUAUACUUCAACAUCUAAUUUAUCAUCAGUUCAUAGUGUUAGAAAUAGAACUAUGAUGUCGAGAAGGCUUUCAGUGACAUCUCUUAAUUCAUUGAAUUCUCUUGAUUUAACACCAGUUGGAGAAAAUUCUAUAACACCACAUUUUGAUCAAAAAACAACAUGUAAAUUAGCUCAGGAUUUAUUGCAAAUGUACCUGAAUCAGGAAGAUACUGAUGUUAUCGUAAAAACAGCUAAUGGUGAUUUGUAUGCUCAUAAAUGUAUUCUUAGUAUAACAUGUACUUUCUUUAAAAGAGCCUUAAAAAAGUCUAAAAUUAUUGAAUUGAAAGUUUUUAGCAAAUCUUCAGUUGACUUUCUUUUAUCAUUUUUAUAUGGUGGUUUAACAACAAUUCCAGAAGAUGUUGAUAUAUUUGAACUAAUUUCCCUAGCAACACAUCUUGAUGUUCCAGAACUUGGUAAUGUAGUUGCAUUACAUUUCAAAGCCUACCGAUGUCAUUAUUUUCAUCGUCCAUGUUCUACCUGUGUCUCAGCAAUCUUUGAUGCUUUACCACAAUUUGCCGAAAUAAAAUGUCUUAAUUCAUUGUAUGAAGAAGCAAUGGAUUGGCAGGCAAGACAUUUUGGUAGAAUAUGGAAAGGUAGAGUUUUUUUGUAUCUUAAUGAUAGAUAUCAAAGAGAAUGUCUUGAAUAUUUGAUACAAAAAAUAGAUCAAGAAUGUGUGAUUGAUGUAUUAUUAAGUUGUGAAAAACUUCAAGUAUCACUGCCAAGAUCUAAACUACCACAAGCUGCUGAAUCUGUUAAAUUGUUAGUAAAUGAAGUAAUUGAAUAUUGUAUUGAAUUUAUUGGUACAAGUUUUGAUUUACUAUUAGAAUCACGAAGUUUCAUUAAUCAUGGAAAAGGACUAGCAUUAAAUUUAAGUCUUCUUGAAGAUUUAUUUCCAAGUUUAAUACAUAGUUUAAGUAGUGACACUGCAGUAAGAAGUUUUAAAGUCUUAGGAAAACUUUUAAAUGAAAUUGAAAAUCAACCUAAAACUGAAGAUAGAGGAUUAAUUAAAAGUUUACCAUUAAAUGAAUUUAAUCCACGAUUUAUUAAUUUAUGUAGAAGAUUGUAUGAAUUAAUUGAUAAACAUUUGCUUCAUUAUGCAGCUUCUGUUAUCAAGAGUGAUGCAUAUAAUUUAUUAAGUAUAGAAGAGCAAAAUAGAAUUCAAGAAUCAGGAAUAUUUAUUGAAAUGAAAGAACCCAAAGCUGCACCACCAAGAUUAUCAAGUUUUGACAAAACAUAUAGACGUAGCAGUUCAGUUGGUACUACAUUAGAAAGUCCCAUAGAUUCAAUUAAUAAAAGAAAAACUUCAGUAAAAGAAAAAAAACCAUUAAGUGAACAUGUAAUUGAAGAAAGUAUGGAUGAAAGAGAAAGAGAAAAAAGUAUGUUAUUGAUGAUGACAAAAGCUAAAAAAGAAAAAGAAAUGGCUAAAAAAGAAGAGGAUAUUGAAGAGGAAAAGAAAAAAAUUACCCCUACUUCUACACCAGAAAAAAGGAACAGUAAUUCAAAAUCUUUAAAUAAUUCACCAAAUAUUAGAAAAUCAAGAUCUACCUCAAGAAAUAAAAUUAAUAAAGGAAUAAAUGAUUCAAAAUCAUUUAAUUUAGAUAGAGAAGCAACACAAGUUAUAAUGACAGUAAAUCAAAAUAAAGCUGUUGGAAUAAAAAAUUCUGGAGAUGCAGGAAUACCAGCAGCAUCAAUAAAAGAAACAACUUCUAAACCUCAAAGUGCUGUUAAACCAAUAAUAAAAGAUGUUCCAUUAGCAAAAACUAUUCAAGAUCCACAAAUAAGAAAUUUUAAAAAUUAUUCUAAAUAUUCAACAACCGUCUUGUCAAGACGUGAUAAAGGUGAUGACAAUAAUACAGUAAAUAUAAAAAAUACUUCAAAAACCGAAUCAGUUGACACAUCGACAUCAAAAAUUUUAUCACAACCAACAAAACGAUCUCUAACAACAAAAAUUACCUCAAGUACAGGAUUAAAAAAGAAGAUAGUAGAUGACAAAGGGUUAACAAAAGUGCCAACAAUAACUGGAAGCAGUAGAGUUAUUCCUACCAAAGAAGCAAGAAGGGUUCUAACAAAAAAAACUAAUUUAUCUAUUAAAAAUUAA
This is a messenger RNA of Strongyloides ratti, 3078 nucleotides long. RefSeq names its product BTB/POZ-like domain and BTB/POZ fold domain and BTB/POZ domain-containing protein. Gene Ontology annotation, molecular function: protein binding. The coding region runs from base 1 to 3078 and encodes 1025 amino acids. The transcript is spliced from 3 exons. The record is from RefSeq and is a predicted model, not a curated record. Lineage: Eukaryota; Metazoa; Nematoda; Chromadorea; Rhabditida; Strongyloididae.